Saprolegnia parasitica CBS 223.65 is the source of this 1506-nucleotide messenger RNA. RefSeq lists its product as hypothetical. The record is from RefSeq and is a predicted model, not a curated record. NCBI's taxonomy places the organism in Eukaryota, Oomycota, Saprolegniomycetes, Saprolegniales, Saprolegniaceae. Bases 1 to 1506 code for a protein of 501 amino acids. The transcript is spliced from 2 exons. Gene Ontology annotation, molecular function: protein binding; metal ion binding.
AUGCCACUCAAGACUGGCCACCCGAUCUUUGUCGAGCAGCUCCGCCCGCAGUACACGUGGGUGCCGAACGCGACGCGCAGUGUCUGCUACCUCUGCAAGCGGCGCUUUGGCCUCUUUCGUCACAAGAAGAACUGCCGCGUCUGUGGUGAAGUUGUCUGCAGCAGCUGCACGCAAAAGAAGCAGUCGGUCGUUCUGGACGUGACGGGCUUCACCAAGACGCGCGUCUGCUUUGCGUGCAUCGUCGCGUGUACGCUGCCACCGGCGGGCUCGAGCAUUGCCGACCGCCACCAAGUCCACCCGAUGGACACGACGCACGACUGCGUGCCGCGCGGGUCGCUCCUUCGGACGUCGUCGCACGGGAAGCACCGGCAGUUGCACCACGCACUCGUGCCGCACCCGGCGCAUGGUCCGACGAUCCGCGCCGAGAACGGAGCAAUUCUGCGCCAGAGCUACAUCCACCUGACGCCGAAAGCGUGGGACUACGAGCACUUUGGCAACAACUUUGUCGAUACGGCGCGUAAGACCGAGACGCGGCCAACGUCGAUUCGGUACUCGGACAUUCUCGGCAAGGGCACCCACGGUCCGAUCAAGCUCCUCGAGAGCGAGAAGGGGUCGCCGACCUCGGCCGAGACCCGCAACACGCUCGUGCUGCAGCCGGCGCUGCCGCAGCCGCUGCUCGUGGCCGAGGCCAAGGCGGCAUCGAGCUCGCCGACCAAGCCCACCUCGAUGGUGCUCCACCUCCAGCACGACAUGACGUACGGCUACCCGCUGGACUUUGACUGGGACUUUGCGUGGCCCAAGCCGCCGACGGUUGCGUUUGAGAAGCAGCGCCUCGACGAGCUCUUCAACUUUGACAUUCUCGAUGGCAAGCAAGACGACGUGCUCGACAUCAUUUGCGACCUCGCGGCGCAGCGGCUCGAGGCGCCGUUGGCGGCCGUGAGUUUUAUCGACCACGACCACCAGUACUUUAAAGCGUCGACGGGCUGGCGCAUCGCCGAUGUGCCGCGCAACCAAGCGUUCUGCGCCCACGUGCUCCGCAUCAAAGCGCCCCUUGCGGUCAACGACACGCGUCUUGAUGCGCGGUUUGACCAGAACCCGCUCGUGACCGGCCCGCACGCCGUCCGUUCGUACCUCGCGGCACCGAUUCUGUCGCCUGUCUCGCACCUUGUGCUCGGCACGGUCUUCAUCAUGGACACCGAGGUGCGGACGUUCUCAAGUGCGCAAAUCGACACCAUUGAGCGCUUGGCGAUCGCGGCCGCGAGCCACAUUGACUCGCACAAGUACCAUAGCAAGACGGCGGCGGCACCGGUGGCCGAGAAGACCACGGUCACCGAGGCCAAAGCGGCGGCUACGAUCGAAGUACCGACCGAGACGACGGCCAAGGACAAGGACAUGGCGGUGAUGCUCCAGGGUCUCUUGCAGAAGACGACGCAGACGCAACAAGAAGUCGCGACGCGCGGCAGCGCCAUGUCGCACACGUCGUCGGAAGCCUUUGAAGUCGACUAA